Messenger RNA from Suillus subalutaceus, 2084 nucleotides. RefSeq lists its product as uncharacterized. The transcript is spliced from 5 exons. The coding region runs from base 22 to 1965 and encodes 647 amino acids. The record is from RefSeq and is a predicted model, not a curated record. Gene Ontology annotation, cellular component: TRAMP complex; nucleolus. Gene Ontology annotation, biological process: RNA 3'-end processing. Gene Ontology annotation, molecular function: poly(A) RNA polymerase activity; mRNA binding. NCBI's taxonomy places the organism in Eukaryota, Fungi, Basidiomycota, Agaricomycetes, Boletales, Suillaceae.
CAAACACCCUUUGUUCUGACAAUGUCGGACACGGUUUCUCAGCCACGGCAAAAAUCUCAAGCGCCCCGGAGUCAUCGACGUAAACGAGCAAAAGAACAGAGGGACGAGAGGGGAGAAGUAAAAGAAACGACUAAUGAACACGAUUACGAUAGGACACCAAAGGAGUCACGUUUAAAACGCGCAAGAACCAAUGGCAAAGGCAAAGAAAAGGAUUCCGAACUUGAGCUAGGCGAGCUACCCAAUGACUCAAGUAGAUCGUUCGAGAUCGGCGACGAAUUCAUACCGUUUGCGGUCAGUGAUAAUGAAGCAGAAGCACCACGAGAAACGCAUGGGGAUGGCUCGCGCGAUGGAGGUGGUCGUGGAACAAAACGAACGUACGAAAUGGUCUUUGAUGAUGAAGAUUUGCGGGACUACAGAAAACGCAGACAGGACUUUCCGUCCCCUUCAAGAAAGGCUCCUUGGCUUGCCAAAGUCGACUGGGACGGCUGUCGCAAUGUUGCAGAGAUGUUGCAUCGUGAGGUUGAGGCAUUCGUUCGUUACAUGUCACCAACUGAAGUCGAGGAGGAAAUUCGAGGACUUGUAAUCACUCUUGUUUCGAAUGCUAUCACGAAUGCGUUCCCAGAUGCCCGGAUACUACCCUUUGGAAGCUAUGAAACCAAACUAUACCUCCCUAAUGGGGACAUAGAUCUCGUGAUCAAAUCAGAUUCGAUGGCCUACAGUGAUAAAGUGAAUGUCCUACGGACCCUCGCCAAUGUUAUCAAACGCGCGCGGAUCGCUUCCAAAGUUACCCUCAUUGCCAAAGCCAAAGUGCCCAUCAUCAAAUUCGUCACGAUUUAUGGCAGGUUAAACGUUGAUAUCAGCAUAAAUCAGGGUAAUGGCGUCGUCGCUGGCGAUAUCGUGAACGGCUUUCUUAACGGCAUGCGCGGGUGUGGGUUUGCACUCCGGAGUCUGAUCAUCAUCGCGAAAGCAUUUCUAAAUCAGCGGUCGAUGAACGAAGUGUAUACCGGCGGUCUGGGCAGCUACAGUAUUGUCUGUCUAGCAGUCAGCUUCCUCCAGAUGCAUCCCAAGAUUCGCAGAGGGGAGAUAGACGCAGAGAAGAAUCUUGGAGUUUUGGUUAUGGAGUUCUUCGAGCUCUAUGGUUGCUAUUUCAACUACGAGGAAGUAGGAAUCUCCGUGCGUAACGGUGGCUCAUAUUUUAGCAAGAGACAGAGAGGAUGGUACGAUUUCACAAAGAGGAACCUCUUGUCCAUUGAGGACCCUACCGAUUCUUCGAAUGAUAUUUCCAAAGGCUCUUACGGAAUUGCGAGAGUUCGGCAGACUCUUUCAGGAGCCCACGGAAUCAUGACAUCAAUUGCCUUCUUGCGGGCUGGGAUGUUGAGUGCACGCAGGGAAGGGCGGACGUACCCUUUACGUGGACACGGAGAACCAGAGGAUAUGAGCAUUUUGUCCAGUAUACUUGGCGUCACCCAAGAGACAUUGAACAACCGAUUAUUAAUCCAAGAAGUUUAUGACCAGGGGUUGCUCCAUAAGCUGCUCGGAACUUCUCCCAAACCCCGUAUAGUUGUCGCUGACGUCCUCGAAACUCCUGCUCAGGGCAAGUCGUCAAUGACUGCAGGCAGCACCACACGCACAGGGACCCGGGAGCGUAGCGUGGAUAUGUUGCUCGAAACCGACGAUGAGUCGCUACCGCAGGAACCCAGCGGUUCCCGUCAAGAUAACGACGAACUCGGUAAAUACCAUAUCGAAAAGCGGCGCACUGUACAAAGGCAUGAAGCUAGUCAGUCAGACGAGCAACCCGAAUUUACCGCCGACGAAGAUGAUUCAGUAGAUGAGGAAGAAGCGUACUAUAAGAUGGGUAUAUAUGACGAGGCCUCCGGUGAUGAAACGCGAAGUAGGAUGAGCAGACGCAGAUCAUUUUGGCUCUCCAAGGGGACUGGGGUCAACAGCGCUGAUGACAGCAGCUGAUGGCAUAUUACAGAACUUGGGAAAUAGAACUAUCUACAUAGCAAGGUUACGGGUCGGAGCCGAAUAAGCUUGAAGUAGACAAAGUUGACCAAGUAUUUGGAGGAUGAAGAACGUCGACA